This is a messenger RNA of Cricetulus griseus (Chinese hamster), 1073 nucleotides long. Lineage: Eukaryota; Metazoa; Chordata; Mammalia; Rodentia; Cricetidae. The record is from RefSeq and is a predicted model, not a curated record.
GGGGUCUGCUCCCAUUUUCUUUCUCCUUAACCCUGUUCUGCCCCCUCCGGCAGUGCUAUCUCCAUUCCUAGGUUUCUACCAAUCACAUCCUUGCACUGUGAUUUAGGGACACAUCCUCCUGAGCUGAGGCGAGAGCCCUGCACUCGCUGCCAUAUGUUUAUUAGUUAUGAACUGAAAAGGGGAAGGCUUGACUUCCUGGGUCAUGGAAGAGAAGGAGUCUGGGUGACAGGAAGCAAGCAGCCUUUCAAGCCUAUUGCUUAGCUGCCAGAUUAACCUUGUCUUGAAAACAACGUGAUAGCCCUGUGUGCUAGUCAGUGUAAGGAAGACAAAAAUUCUUUGGAAACCUACCCAGUGGGUUUAUCUUCCAGACUUGAUAGACACAAAAGGCAAAGGGGGAACAUGGGAAAAGGAAGAUUUGAUGAAAAAGAAAAUGUGUCCAACUGCAUCCAGUUGAAAACCUCCGUUAUUAAGGGUAUUAAAAAUCAAUUGAUAGAGCAGUUUCCAGGUAUUGAACCAUGGCUUAAUCAAAUCAUGCCUAAGAAAGAUCCUGUGAAAAUUGUCCGAUGCCAUGAACACAUAGAAAUCCUUACAGUAAAUGGGGAGUUACUGUUUUUUAGACAAAGAGAAGGGCCCUUUUAUCCAACCCUAAGAUUACUUCAUAAAUAUCCUUUUAUCUUGCCACAUCAGCAGGUUGAUAAAGGAGCCAUCAAAUUUGUCCUCAGUGGAGCAAAUAUCAUGUGUCCUGGCUUAACUUCUCCUGGAGCUAAGCUUUAUCCUGCUGCCGUAGAUACUAUUGUUGCAAUCAUGGCAGAAGGAAAGCAACAUGCUUUGUGUGUUGGCGUCAUGAAGAUGUCUGCAGAAGAUAUCGAGAAAGUCAACAAAGGAAUUGGCAUUGAAAAUAUCCAUUAUUUAAAUGAUGGGCUGUGGCAUAUGAAGACAUAUAAAUGAGCCUCAAAAGGAAUGUGCUUGGGCUCAAUAUGGAGAUUAUGCUAUAUCUGUGUUUGUGACUGUGUGUGACCGCAUGAAUACAAUGCCCGUGUGGCUUUGCUGAAUAAAUUUGACGGAUGCUAAAA